Molecule: messenger RNA, 1017 nt
Organism: Striga hermonthica
Lineage: Eukaryota; Viridiplantae; Streptophyta; Magnoliopsida; Lamiales; Orobanchaceae
Source: the annotation of a GenBank genome assembly
AUGCAAAGAGUUCGAAUCUCAUCACACCAAUCGCCCGUCCACAAGCUCGGGGACUCCCAAAUGACCUUAUCCCCAAAAUUCAAGCUUGCCCCUGCCCGUGGCCCAUCACUUCCCGACCCGACACUAGAAACCCACGACCCUCUAAUCCCGGGCCUCCCGGAUGACGUGGCGCUCCAAUGCCUCUUGCGGGUCGCGGUCGACCAACAUGCGUCUUGCCGACCCGUCUCGCGACGAUGGUUCUCCCUCUUCGGUAGUAAGGAGCGGUUCUUCACCCUCCGCAAGGAGCUCGGUUUUCACGACCCGUGGCUUUUCGUAUUUGCCUACAGUAAAUGCACGCGAAAAAUCGAGUGGAAGGUUCUUGAUCUCACUCGCCUCUCGUGGCACUCGAUUCCCUCUAUGCCGUGCAAGGAUAAAGUAUGCCCGCAAGGGUUUCGUUGCGUAUCGAUCCCUAAAGAUGGGGCUUUGUACGUUUUCGGAGGUGUUGUCUCGGAUGUCGAUUGCCCUCUCAACUUGGUCUUGAAAUACGAGGCGCGUAAGAACAAAUGGACCGUGAUGAAGAAAAUGAUCACGGCUAGGUCGUAUUUCGCGAGUGGGGUUAUAGACGGGAUGAUUUAUGUCGCGGGCGGGAAUAGCACGGAUCUUUACGAGCUCAACUCGGCCGAGGUCUUGGAUCCGGUUAACGGGCUUUGGAGACCCGUUUCGAACAUGAGUGUGGUGAUUGAUGGUCGGUUGUUUGUGGUGACCGAGCACGAGAGGACGAAGGUGAAGGUUUAUGACUCGGGUAGCGAUUCUUGGGAGAGUGUUGAUGGUCCGGUUCUACCGGAGGAGAUAUGCAAGCCCUUUAAGGUGGGGAGUUGGGGGUGGGAGAUUUAUGUUGUGGGCCGGAAUUUGCAUGUGGCUGUGGGCCGGGUCGAGAGAGCUGGGUCGAGGGGGUUUCGGAUCGAGUGGCGGGUCGUGGAUGCGCCCGGGUCGUUGUUUGAUCUUACGCCGGCGAGCGCGCAGGUUUUGUUCGCUUAG